Molecule: messenger RNA, 5187 nt
Organism: Columba livia (rock pigeon)
Lineage: Eukaryota; Metazoa; Chordata; Aves; Columbiformes; Columbidae
Gene: SKA3
Product: spindle and kinetochore associated complex subunit 3
Exons: 9
Coding region: 1537-2913 (458 amino acids)
Biological process (GO): mitotic cell cycle; chromosome segregation
Cellular component (GO): outer kinetochore; kinetochore; spindle microtubule
Source: RefSeq, a predicted model, not a curated record
CCUGCCCGGGCACCGGGGCUCCUGCUGGCCAGCCCGACCUGCCCCGGCGGUGAGGCCGCGAGUCCGGAGGGCGGUCUGGAGAGGCGGUCCCGGUGACUCUGGCGAUGGGGCUGGGGCGGAUGGCUCUGCUGGGAUAGCUCCUCGGGAGUCCUUAGGUUGGGUUCCUGCCUGCCCUUGUGCCCCUUUGCUCCUCUGGGCCCGCGGAGAUAGGCCCUCGGUGGGCUGGUGGCUCCGGGGAUGGGCCUGGGAGUAGCUCGGCAGGGUGUUACUUGGGCUUCCCCUCUUAUCAGUGUCUCUCCGAGCUACUCUGUGUGUGUGUAGGCGAGCUGUUAUCAGAGGAAAUCAUAUUCUUGCUUUUACUCUUUCCAUGGAUUGAGACAGGAAAACACAUUGGUGUUCUCUCUCUGCAUAGAUAACUCAAGCUUCUAAUGGGAUUUAUUGUUGUACUAUGUCUUGGCAAGUAGCGGGUGUUCUCUUUUACAUUAUUUGCAUUAACCUUAAUUUCCACUGAAAAAAGUAACAAUCACCAAGUUGGGUGGGAGUGUUGAUCUGCUGGAGGGUAGGAAGGCCAUACAGAGGGAUCUGGACUGGCUGGAUCAUUGGGCUGAGGCCAAUUGUAUGAGGUUCAACAAGGCCAAGAGCCAGGUCCUGCACUUGGGUCACAACAACCCCAGGCAGCGCUACAGGCUCGGGGAAGAGUGGCUGGAAAGUGCCUGGUGGAAAAGGAUCUGGGGGUGUUGAUUGACAGCUGGAUGAACAUGAGCCAGCAGUGUGCCCAGGUGGCCAAGAAGGCCAACAGCAUCCUGGCUUGUAUCAGGAAUAAUGUGGCCAGCAGGACCAGGGCAGUGAUCGUCCCCCUGUACUCAGCACUGGUGAGGCUGCACCUUGAAUCCUGUGUUCAGUUUUGGGCCCCUCAGCACAGGAAAGACAUUGAGGUGCUGGAGAGAGUUCAGAGAAGGGCAACAAAGCUGGUGAGGGGUCUGGAGCACAAGUGUGAUGAGGAGCAGCUGAGGGAACUGGGGCUGUUCAGCCUGGAGAAAAGGAGGCUGAGGGGAGACCUUAUCACUGUCUACGACUAUCUGACAGGAGGUUGUAGCAUGGAGGGUGUUGGUCUCUUCUUCCAAGUAACAAGUGAUAGGACAAGAGGAAAUGGCCUCAAGUUGUGCCAGGGUAGGUUUAGAUUGGAUAUUAGGAAAAAAUUCUUCACAGAAAGGGUUGUCAGGCAUUGGAACAGGCUGCCCAGGGAAGUGGUGGAGUUUGGACAAGGUUCUUAGGGACAAGGUUUAGUGCCAAAGUUAGGUUAGGUCAUGGUUGGAUCCUGAGGGUGUCUUCCAGCUGAAAUGAUUCUAUGAUUCUAUGACUGCUGUAUGUGUGAGCAAUACUAUCAUCUGCCCAUGUGCAAACAAGGUGGAAUAAUGCAGCUUUUUUGUUGAUGUUUUUCAGUGGUUCCUAUAUAACUUUUUUUCCCUACUUUUAUUUAUUAUUUCAAGUUCAAGCUCUUUAAGGAUAAAAAUUUAGCAUACAUAAUAAUCCUUGAUGGCCCAGGCAUCACAGUAUCACAGUAUGUUUGGGAUUGGAAGUGACCUCAAAAGAUCAUCUAGUCCAAUCCCUCUGCUGCAGCAGGAACGCCUAGACUAUGAAGAUGAAUCUCCAAUAAGAGUUUUACAUGACCUCCAUUGUGAAAUCAGGACUCUGAAGGAAGAAGUUAACGCCAGUCUCAGUAGGAGUUGCUCUGAAAAACAAGAAAUUCAGGAAUUUAUUAAGGCAAGUGAAAUAUUGAUGCAAAGAAAUGCAGCAGAUCUUGGAAAAAUAAAAGACCUGUUUCAGAAAUAUGGAUACAAACCACAUGUCAAAGACUCUACAGAAGAGGAGCAAGAAAUUAACAGCAAUUCAACCGUGUCUGUCCAGAAUAAAUCUGAAGAAAAAGCAGAUGAUGUACCUCCCCUUCCUGCUUCUACUGAGAAGCCACUGGUACCCAAAGACCCACUGCGUAACCCCCGGCUUUCUGAUUUUGGUCUUUCACAAUAUGCUUUCUCCAGGCCUUGGAGUGCAGGGAAAGGACAAUAUACAACAAAUACCUAUCAAGAAAAUUCAAAGAACAAGACUCCACUAAAACCACAGACCCCCCGUGCUUUGGCCAAAACGCCAAAAUGUACACUAAAGAUGGACGAUUAUGAGUGUAUAACACCAAAACUUGAACAGUUCGGCAUUAGUGAACAUACCAUGUGUAUGAAUGAAGAUUAUACAAUAUCACUUCUUCGUAAACCUGCUCAGUCAAGCAAGAAGUUGCCGAAAAAAGACGAUCGUGAAGUACCAGGACUGACAUCCAGGGAAAUCAUUGUUACUCCUGGGCUGAAAACAAAAGUAACAGCUGAGAACACUGACUGGAUGGCUUCUCCUAUGGUACUUGUGUUCUGUACUCCUGAUGUGAAAAUCCAUUCCAGAACAAAUAGCACAGUAUUAUCAAGGUCACCGGACACAAAUGAACUGCCCCUUCCCAAUCACGCAGAAACACCACGGGUCCCAGAUUUUGAAACAAGAUGGCUAAAACCAGAAGCUAAGGUACAGGUAAAGCAGGAGGAGAAGAUUGAGUUGGUGACAAAGAAGACAGUCAGAGAAGACAGCAUUCCUUUCACUAUGAGCUCUGAUGAGUACCUUAAACGUCUUGGAGACCCUUCUCCUCCCAAAUUAAAACACUAUGACCAGUUACUUGACACUCCUCCACUUCCAGAAACAAGGAUACCAGAUGAUGUUCUACAGAUUCUCUCCAAGUAUAAUAAUAAAGUAGACUCUUCUAAAUCCAAGGAAGUGGAGACCAAGGCAGGAAAUACUGCAAGAUACGAAAGUGAUUUAAGUGAUUACUGCAACAAAGAGAACAGAGGAUAUCCUGGAUUUCUCAAGCCCAAAAUUUGAAAUCAAGCUGAAGACGAUGUUGAGACUGUUUCACAUUCAUGAUCUUAUCACUGAAUCGUAACAAGCUCAAAAAGCAAAAGAAAAUACUAGUGGGAGGAAAAAGCCAAACAAAGGAGAAGCUUUUUUAAUAGAGAAGGUUUGAUGUGGAUAAACUUGUUUGAACUAACAACUUGUGCUUAAUUACUUAUUGAAAUUGUUGGCAAAAUAUACUGAGGGGUUUUAAACAUAUACGUGCUUUGAAGAGGAGCCGGGUCAUGUAUGAGGUAGUACUUCAGUUGGUUCACCUCAUUCUCAUGUUUGUUGCGUACUCCUGCGUUUGCAGUGGGCUGCAGAAAAGUGUAGUUAGGUUGCCAUAAAGAGAAAGUCCAGUAUAUUGUCCUGGGAAGUGGGUAUCUGUGGCAGUUCUGGGGACACUGUGCAUCUUUUCAGGGCUGAGUUUGAAUGUAGUACUUCAAUAGUAUUCGCUGUCUUCAGCAGAAACACGUCUUUUUAACAUGAAGAGUAAUUCUUGCUUUACUGUUUAAACCGCUUCUAUGCUAUUAGUUGCCUCUGCAAUACCAAGAUAUAUCAGGCUCUCUGUUACCUGUCUGAUGGACAAGUAUGUAUUAUGCUGCUGCUUCUUGCUUAUUACAGUUUUCUUAGGUCAACAUCGUAUUAGGUGCUACACAUCUGUUUUCCUUUUGAUGGUCUAAUCUCUGUAGCCCUAAACAGUGACUUUAGCUUGAAUAUUGAAAUUUGAAAAUAUGUUGUGCAGUUGGUACUGGUGUGUGUAUUUUACAUAUAUAUAUAUUUAUAUAUAAAUAUAUAUAUCGUCAACUGCUGGAAAUAUUCGCUGGCAGGCAUGUAGAUGAUUCCUUACUCACCUGCACUGCUGCCAUGUGCAUUCUGUGAGUAGCAGUGUCACUUUUGCACAUGCACAUCUAUCCCUGUAACAGCUGACCAAGCUUAAGUUCUCGGAGCUGUUGAGCGCUUUUUUGGUAUCUUGUAGUGAUAGUAAUAAGGAUUAUUUUUCCACCAGAGCUUUUACAUUUGUCCACAAGAAAUCCCAACUCUGUGUCCUUGUUGGGAGCCACUUUGCCAUUUCCAGUGUCAGCUCCUCCUCUGAGUGACUCCAGGUCUGCUCUUAGCAGCUGUACAUGGUCUUCCUGUUGGUGGCUAAAAUCCUGUCAUUUAUGGGGGCAGGUGUGCAACACAUGAGCAGGGAGGGACUGUCCCAGGAGAUGGGGAGAAGCGUAUGCUUUUCUGAACUCUCUGAACACGGCUCCGCACUUUUUUUAAGUCCGCAGGAUAUGCAAACAGUGGAGAUGCCCAGAACUCUUUCUCCAGCUGCUUAGACAGACUUGUGCUGGCUAAAACAAGCAAGUAAAGGAGCCCUUUGCUGCUGUUCCAGUCAUUCUCCGGGAUGACUGUACAUCAAAUUAACUGGAGAAGCUGGUUUUGUACUAGUUGUGGCCUGAGCAUGCUGUCAUUUUUAUGUGCUAGCUUCUGUUUAAAAAUAAGUAUUAUAUGUUUAUAUGUCAGUAUUUGAGCUUGAUCAACACUUUUGAAUAUUAAAUAAAUCUCCUGUGUCAGAUGCUUGGUGGCUGCUUGGAAAACUAAUCAUCUGCUCCCAUAAAAAUGCUCAACUUGUUCUAUCCAGCUCCUUCAGAGUGCAAAGGCCAAAGCUGCUUCCUGCGUAUUCACAGUCUAAAGCUAUUUAAUGCACUGGAUAAUACUCAUGGAAUUUCAUGGUCUUAUAAAGGUACAAAGUAUUCCACUGCAGAGCAAGUAUCUUUCAGCCAGACAGAUGAAGCAGCACUAAGCAGGAGGGGUUUCACAGCUACUGCCUUGCCCCGAGGCAGGCCAGGUGUCCUGAAAGGGAAAUGGAACCAGCAGCACUACUGUCCUGGGCCUUGUUGCAUUCCACCCCCAGCCCCCCUCGAACUAAUUAAAUUCUCAAAAGGGCUUGUAAAUGUCUUUUCCUUAAACUUGAGAACAGCUCUGCACUCCGCUGUCCUUUCUCCAUUAGGGAACUGCAGAGUUGUACACAGCCGUUGCUGGGGUUCUCACCGUGAACCACUUGCGUGAUUUUACUUGCCUAAUAAACAACAUUUUCUGCUACAUUUCAUAGCUAUUUCAUUAACUAAUAAGAAAGGGAUUCAAUUACUAUUUCGACAUACAAAUUAUCUUCAAGAUGACAUUUGAAAUCUUAAAAUCUUCUGAUCUACUCAAGCUAUUAUGACAUGAUGCUGGCAUGAAAUUUCCUGGAAUCUAGAAAUAAAGUUUCACUAAUUA